AUUUUUCACAUAGAAAAAUGAGUACUGUAUAAUAAAGUAAUGAUAAUAAAGCAGCAAUAGGCAGGAUUUCUAAUUAUGGUCAGCCAAUCUAUAUUAAAGAGGUUGCUGGAGUAAUCUAUCUCAGUGAUAAAGAUAUUUAUUUCCAUAUCUGGCAUUUCCACAUCAAUGCCUGGCCUUGUGUAUACAUAUACUGCAUUUCUGAGUGCCAUAGCACCAAGAACUUCAAAAUCCCAACCGCAUAUUUCAAGUUCAUCUAGAUCUGAUGCUUAGUUUAAUGUGUGUAUUAAUACAUAUCUUAUCCUCUGUCUUUAUCUUUUAAAAAUAUGUACAGAAUUUGUAAGCUAAUUUGGAUAGGUCCAAUGUACCUUCACGUGUAUACAAAUGUUCCUAUUUGCAUUUUUAAGUUUAAUGUUUUCUUUUUAAAUAGUAUAUUGAAAUCUAAGAUUUCCUUGGAAAUAAAAACAAGAAAAAAAGUAUGUGUUUGUAUGCUUGUAUAUCACAAUAUUCAGACAGGCAAGUUCACCCUCAACCAUGGAAACUCAUUUGAUAAAGUCAAGCUGUUUUGAGGAAACUUUAGGGGAGAGAAUGCUGUGCAUGUCAUUUUGAACUGAAAGAAUGCAUGCUAUUUCAAGGAUAGCCUAUUAGAUAUUGUGUUUUGAUUUGUCAUUGACCAUAUUUAUUGGAAUAGAGCCCAAAAUAGGUGGAGGAAGCCUGUUAUUUGUCUCUACACUAUCUGAACUAAAUAGUUCUUAGUAAGUUCCAGUUCAUAUUUGAUUCUUAUGCACAUAGUUUAUAUGUGAAACAGGCAAUAGAUAAAGUUGGUUAAGGAUUCUAUGUACAUUCUUUCAUGUUUAUAUGCACAACAUGAGUAUAGAUUUUAUUCAAAAUUGUUGAAUAAAACAAAUGUGGCAGUGGCAUUUACACACUCUUAAUGUAGCAUUAAUUGCAGGAUAUCAUAGUUCUGCACGCAAUUAGUGCAUUUUACCAAAGACAAGUUGAUUUAUAUAAGUAAACAUUUUCAUAAGAAGAACACUUACAAAAUAGAGUUUUGGUAGUAGUAAUAAAAGAAUGAGCUCUAAAGCUUCCAAAUUAAUUUAGAUAUUUUAAUUAGUUCUCUCAGUUUUACAGGACUGAGGAAAACAUUACCUCUCUUAGGUUCCUAAAUCCUCAUGUUUAAUUUUUGAGAUACAUUUGCUGUUCUCUUGAUUAUUUUAUAGUCCUGUGUUAUUCUAUAGCCUCCCUAUGAUUAUUUGUGCCCCUCUUUCUUUCACAUUUCUUGUAGUUGCACUGCAUUAUAUAAUUCUUUUUAAAGUUACCUUCUAAAUCAGUUGUUGAAAUCCUGAUCAUUCUAUUAGAGCUUUUGUAAUACUACACCAUAAUUAACAUUCAUUAAAGCUAACAAGAAAAGGAUAGGAAGCUAAAGCUGUGACCACAAACCUUCCUAAGCAUAGUCCUAAAAGGCAGGUAGUAUUGUGUGCCAUCAUGCAUAAUUAUAUCAUAUAUUCCUGGGAUAAGCAGCUAGAACUGGAUCAGGAUCAGCUGUCACUUGAUUGUUAUGAGGAAUGAAGAUGUCAACUGUCAUCAGUCUCCUGAUGUAAUUAAGUUUCUUGUGGAGAGAAGAACAUCACUCUCUUUCUAGUUGAGACAAGAGCUCUGCAUUGAACAAACUGAGGCCAGUUCUUCUUGUGAUACCCUGCAUGAUUUUCUCUGCUGUACACAAAAAAAUUAUGCUAGUGAUGGCUAACCUUUUUGUUGUAGCAUGCUGAAAGUGUGUGUGCACACACAUCCAUAAUACAAUGGUGUGCGCCAGCCCCCAGUACCCCCAUGCAUGCACGCACAACCACCCCAUGUGCACCCCACCUCUGCACAUGUGCACACGCGCCCCUCGUGCAUGCCGACACGAUCCCCACAUGUGCCCCUCACAUGUGUGGCAGAGACUCAAAAACCAGCUGGCUAGCAGGAGGCAUGCGUGGUGCAACUGAGCUGGGGUGACUGCUCGCAUGCCCACAGAGAGGAAUCUGCGUGCCACUUGUGGCAUGAGUGCCAUAGGUUCGCCAUCAUUGAUUUAUGCCAUCACCAUCUUCCCUAAUUGGUGGAAGUGCAGGACAGCACUUCUUUAUCAUCAGGAAUAUUUUUCUGAAAUAGAGUUCUCUUCGCACUUGUAUUUAUCUGGAGUUUGCCCCCUUGUAUCUUGCUGGGGUUCUUGCAAACAGGAUUGAUUAUAGGAGGAAUGGGUCUCAAAAAAAGGAGGGUAAUACUCAGGCACCUGUGAAUUCGAGGAACAGGGCUAUUGGGCCAUACAUGGAAGUCUAGCAUACAAUGUCUGUCUGCCUAAACCUAGCAGCAUUGCAUUAAUAGGACCAAAUGUUGAAGUCAUAAUCUGUCAUGCGUUCGGAUCUGAAAAAGAGCAUAGCUAGUGAUUGAAACAUUCUCUCUUGUUUGUAAACACAGAUAAAAUGCAGUAGUAUUUUAAAGAGCGUUGAGGUGAUUAAUUCACCUGUUUUAUAGGAGAUGUACAUUUUAAAGUUUAGUUUGGUGGCAUAAUAUCUCCACUGUGGUGUAUAUCACAUUUCCCUACUCUAUUCUUUGUUAUUUAUUUUGAUAUACAGUCAUUAAGUGCUGUCCUCUUAUCCCAUUCCCACACAUUUAUUUCUAGACUAUGCUUUCUAAGAAUUGCUAUGAGAAAAAUGCUUAUGUAACACUUUUUCUGUCCACUUUUUAUUUUUCAGAAUAUAUGGGAAAAACUCCUUAGAACUUGAAAAUGUUACAAGUGACAUGGUAAUUUAGCCAGUGCCUCAGAAUGAUGGAUUCCCUGAAGAUUGGAAAUGGUUUGCAAGUGACUGAUGUAGGGACAUCUGCACUCCACAUGGUGGGGUAUUUGGGAAAAAAUUGUAAUUCUACUGAAGAAACUCCAGAUGGAUGCUGCCCAGCCUGUAAAAGGAUUGGUUUGAUGCGACACAUAAGAAAAUACCACAUCAAUUUUGAAGAAUCUAUUUUUCUGUGUGAAAAUCCACAGUGCAUUUACCCUCUAGGGUCUGCACCGCUAAGCACUAUUGUAAUUCCCAGUGAUGCAAAAGGUUAUUCAUCUCAGGGCACUUGUGGGAAAAGAAAGUUAUUUGGCACAAACCUAUUGACCUCUUCUAUUGAACCAUGCUUAAAAUUGAUUAGGACUGAUGACUUGAUGGACACUGAGGAGACAUUCAGAUCUGAUUUUAUUCCCAACUGCAAUGGAAAUAAUCCAAUUAGGACUCCAUCAGGUCAGUCUGAUUUUUCAGAAGCCAAGCAGCCAACUUUUUCUGAUGAAGCUGAAUCCAUCAACCAGAAAAUGGGCUUGGGAGCUCAAGAACACUCACCAGAAGUGCUCAGUGUGCAAACACAGUUAUUGUCAGCCCCUGAGAUGGCUCCGUCAGUGUCUCAGGAUCUGCAACAAAGCAAGUCAUCUGUGCAGGAGCCUUUGCAGCUUCAGUGGAGAAAUACACAUGCUCUCUGCUGGUUAGAUUGCAUUCUGUCAAUACUGGUACAUUUGGAAACAUUAAGAAUGCUUACUGGACUCUCCAAAAACACGUCGGUAUUCCAGAAUCUGCUCACGAAAUAUAAUGAAGCUGCUGCACUUGUGAACACUUGCCAAAGGGAUGAACUUGCUUCAGAAGUUCCUUUGAAUGUUUUGGCAAGAGCUGAAUCUCAUUUAAAUGACAUCAGGAAUACCAUAUUUCUUCAACUUCAGCCAUUGCUUGGGUGUAAAUUUGGGGAGGAAGAAAGUCCAGUUUUUGCUUUUCCAUUACUUCUGCGGAAAGAUCGUCAUAUAGAGAAUCUCUUUCUCCAUUCUUUCUCCUGGAAGUUUGAAUGUUUGCAGUGUGGCUACCACAGCAACAACAGUUGUCAGCAGGCAAUGACAACGUUUACAAAUAUAAUCCCAGAGUGGCACCCACUGAAUGCUGUUCAUGUUGCUCCCUGUAAUAAGUGCAAUCACACAUCUCAAAGAAGAAAAAUGGUUUUAGAAAAGAUCUCCUCAGUUCUGAUGGUGCAUUUUGUUGAAGGCUUACCACAUAACAAUUUGAUGGCCUACUCCUUUCAGUUUCAAGAAUAUUCAUAUCAAGUUACAGCCGUGGUUCAAUAUCAGAAGGCAAAGCACUUCAUAACCUGGAUCUUGACUUCAGAUGGAAUAUGGCUUGAGUGUGAUGACUUAAAAGGUUCAUUCUCCAGAAGACACCAUACUUUUGAGGUUCCUUCUGCAGAAAUACAUAUUGUCAUUUGGGAAAGGAAGCCGCCACAAAUGACCAACUAUUUGGAUUUACAAGUUGAAGAAACAAUGACGGCACCAUCAAAAACUCCAGUUAAAUACUCUAAUGAUGAAACUGCAGAGAGUGUACCUCUAACUUGUCAUAAGGCAGUUGACAUGCUGAACACACAUAUAAAGGAAGUAAAAAACUUAGCAAGCAAUCAGAAAAAUAAUUUGCUUCAUGGCUUGGGCAACCUGUCUGAUGAUGAUGAUGAUGUAACACUGAAUCUUGACUCAGGUGGACAACUGUUAGAAGAUAGAGCUAUAGAAAAUAAGCAGAUAGUCAGAACAGGUCCAUUACAGUUGCAAGAGUUGGAUCAGAAAGAUAUGUGCCCACCAACCCCUGAAGGAGAUACUCAAAAGAAAAGUGUAGUGUUAGGAAAUACCAGUGCUCCCAGGCAUGAAGGACAGCCAAUUAACGCAAGUAACCUAGUUACUACACCAUCAGUUACUUUAAGUAAUGGCAAAAUAAAUUUCUCAUCCAAAAUACUAUUACCACAAGGGGCAGAAACUGCAGUCACCUUAGUUCCAGUAGAAGAGAGCAGCAAUUGCCAUCCAAAGAAUCCUCAGAAGAAAACCAACGAAACAAAAUUGGGAAACACUAAGUUGGGAACGUCUAAUGUUGUAGAGUUCGGUCAAGAAAUAAAAAUAAAUCCCCAAAUUUCUGCUCCAUCUCACCAAAAUCCUACCUUUCACUCACCCAGUACAAAUGGAAUUAAGCCAUCUGUAGCCAGUUGGGUAAAUGGCUUACUUGGAAAAUAUUCUUCCUUUAUGCCUAAAAGUGCGGUGGUUCCGAGUAAACCAAAAAACUGCAAAAAAUCAGUGCAAAAAGAAACAAAGUCCAGUUCACUUGUUAGGCAAGCUGGCCACUUCCGUGGUUUCCAAACUAAAUCUUCGCAAAAAAGUAAAGUGGCAACAUUAAAUUCUUCAGCUAGAACUCUUCCAACAUCUCCUCUGACCACUUUUUCUCUUGCAAACAUCCGUGUCAAAAAUCUUGUCCCUGCUAGAAAAAGUGAAGCUGUAACUAAAAGAACAGCUUCAUUGGAUGCUUUUCCUAACCAAGAUUUACUGAAAAAUGCCCACCAUGAAAACCAGAGUUUUAUAUCUGUUGAAAAUACUGGGUCAUUUAUCGAUAAAACUCAUCAGCUACGCGUAACACUUUUACAGCAGCUUAAGGCUAAAAAAGAGAAAUUAGCUUCACUAGAUAAACUGGUAAAAGCUGAGGCAAGACACAAAAACUCUUGCAAGAAAACUAUCAAGGACCAGACACGAAAACAGAUGGAACCUUUGCAGACAAGGUUGUUAUAUACCCAAGAAAUGCAGGCUGAUGUUUGGGAUAGUAAAUCCGUUAAUUCUCAAAGCACUGACAUGUCCCAAUGCAGCAGUUCAAAUUAUGACGACAUUUUAUCUGAGCUGCUGUUGUCUCCAGCUACAACUGUUGGUUCUUUAGAAUUUCCACAGGAAGAGGAAUGUAGAUACCUGGAAAUGGGAGGUGACAGUUCAGACACGCCGAUAUCUGUUGGCAAAAAUACCAGUUUUCAGGCCAUAGAUAAUGACCUUAAUUACUUGAGUUCUCUAAAGGAAAAUGAACUUGAAGACCACAGAAACCCAUCAGCACUCAAAUCGCCUUUGAAGAAAUUUGAUUUUGAAAGUUCUGCAAAACAGGAUCUUCUGGAUGAUUUCUUUUCAUGUUCAUUGAAUUCAGUAAUGACUGACUCUGAAGAUUUGCAUCACUUUGAUGAAUCGUUGUUAGCUUGGUAAAUUGUGUUUUAACAAUUUCAGUAUUUCCCUUUGGUUGUCUUUAAAGGAGAGUAUGAUUUAAAAUUCAACCUAAUUUGCACUUGACUAUUUAAAAUGAUUGUUUUUUAUAUUUUUUUUCUUAAUAAAUUGGGUUUGUUUUUCUGCCUCAAAACCACUAUUCGCUGGAAGAGAUGAGCUGAUUCUUGUACAAAGUAGCAGUGAUAAAGUUUUGACAUUUUAAAAGCCAUUGUAGUAUUCACCAAGUAGUAUUCACCUAGGAUCUUUCUAAUCUAUGGCUGAGCUAAAAAAUGCUUUCCAAGAAUGUAAAAAUGUAGAAUACCAUCGUAUAAUCAUGGUAUGUAAUUUCAUUUCUGAUAAACUUUUUUUUUUUUCAAAAGUAGGCCUUCAGGCUAAACUAAAAAUUUUAAACGAAGCCAUUUUAUUGUAAUUAUUUUCUGUUCCAAUGAAAUGUCUGUCUAAAAUUUUUGGUCUACGUCACAGUGUGAAUGAAUGUUAACAUAUAAUCUGUUCUGCCUGUUGUUGUUUUUGCUAAACAUUAGGGCAUAUUGCAGAUGAAUUAGGUUAAGAUUUAACUCAGAGAUUUCUGCUAAAAUCCAGGGAUCUGUGAGCCCUGUAAAUCCCCAAUCCUUUGAAAUGUGGUUUUGAAGUAUUAAAGCAACUUUUGAAGUUACAA
Thamnophis sirtalis is the source of this 6713-nucleotide messenger RNA. RefSeq names its product ubiquitin specific peptidase like 1 (gene USPL1). The record is from RefSeq and is a predicted model, not a curated record. Gene Ontology annotation, molecular function: SUMO binding. Gene Ontology annotation, cellular component: Cajal body. Gene Ontology annotation, biological process: protein desumoylation; Cajal body organization. Lineage: Eukaryota; Metazoa; Chordata; Lepidosauria; Squamata; Natricidae.